Molecule: messenger RNA, 402 nt
Organism: Vicia villosa (hairy vetch)
Lineage: Eukaryota; Viridiplantae; Streptophyta; Magnoliopsida; Fabales; Fabaceae
Exons: 2
Coding region: 1-402 (133 amino acids)
Source: RefSeq, a predicted model, not a curated record
AUGGAGAUGCUAAAGAAAAUACAUGUCAACAUUCCAUUUUGUGAAGCUCUUGAACAUAUGCCUAUUUAUGCAAAUUUCAUGAAAGAGCUCUUAUUGGGAAAGCGUAAGUUGAAAGAUGAUGAAAACAUCGCUUUAGCACAAGAGUGUAGAGCAAUCAUCAAGAGGAAGCUUCCACUUAAACUAACUAAUCCAGGAGCUAACAUCAAUCUGAUGUCGCGGUCCAUGAUGAGGAAGUUAAAAUGUAGUGAGCCAAAACUGACGCAUAUAACGCUAACAUUAGUAGAUAGAUCGAUCACACACCCUUAUGGGAUUAUUGAAGAUGUUCUUGUGAGAGUUGAUAACUUAGUAUUCCCAACAUAUUUUGUGAUUCUAGACAUGCCUAAGGAUCUGAGACGCCAUUAA